CGCCCGGAGGCGUGCCGGUCGGCUGGGCGUAUUCUUCCACUGGUACGUCUUGGUGGCCGACAUCUUGUGGUCCCUCAUACCCCUGGUGCAGGCCUCUAAAGAGAAACGCUGGCCCUUCCAGCAGAUGCCGUUGGGCACUUGGGCGAGGUCGCCCUUUUACGAACUCUCAUACGUGCUGCAGUGCGCCUCCACCGUCUUCUUCUCCCUGAUCAGUGUGGACGUGGACUGCUUCUUUGUGGCCGUCAUGACCCACAUAACAGUCCAGCUGAGAAUCCUAACAUCCCGCUUCGCCACUGUUGGCACCGGAAAGAACGAAACUGUGAACGAACUGGACUGUCAGGCCUCUAGGCUAAAGGACGCCAUUCACGAGCAACUGCGCGCUUGCGUCGAGACUCAUCAGAAUCUCUUGAGGCUGGUGAGCUUCCUCAACGUCGUGAUGAGCCCCGUGGCGAUGCUGCAGCUCGCCGUCGGCGCCGUCAGCUCCUGCAUGGUGCUCUUCCCAGCCACAUACAGCACGGAUAACGCAGCCGCCAUGAAGUGCUGGGCAGCUCUCCCAGUGUUGGGGAUCCAGCUGUACCUCUACUGCUCGACAGCGCACCACCUCAAGGACCAGGGGGAGGCAGUGUCGAGCGCGGUGUACAGCUGUGCGUGGCCCGAGAGCGGCUGCCGACUGCAGCGCUCCCUGCUGCUGGUAAUGUGCCGCGCCCAGAGGCCGCUGGUGCUCACCGCCGGCCGCAUGUUCCCCAUCAACAGGGCCACCUUCCUGUCGUUGGUGAAUGCGACUUACUCGUACUACACCGUGCUGAAGAAUGUGAACAACCACUGAGAAGAAAGAACACUAGUUGAUCACCUCUAGCGACGGACCGCUUGUUUCCUCGUUCGUCACUCUGCUCGUCCUGGGGCCUUAAGAUGCUCGACACUCUCGGCUCUCCACUAGCGGACACGGCUCUUAUGGCAAAUGCGAUAAUGACUCAUUUGUUGCAGUAGCACUA
Molecule: messenger RNA, 992 nt
Organism: Schistocerca serialis cubense
Lineage: Eukaryota; Metazoa; Arthropoda; Insecta; Orthoptera; Acrididae
Product: odorant receptor Or2-like
Exons: 5
Coding region: 125-826 (233 amino acids)
Biological process (GO): sensory perception of smell; detection of chemical stimulus involved in sensory perception of smell
Cellular component (GO): plasma membrane
Molecular function (GO): odorant binding; olfactory receptor activity
Source: RefSeq, a predicted model, not a curated record